This is a messenger RNA of Setaria italica (foxtail millet), 2419 nucleotides long. Its product is annotated as putative heat stress transcription factor A-6a. The transcript is spliced from 4 exons. Gene Ontology annotation, cellular component: nucleus. Gene Ontology annotation, molecular function: DNA-binding transcription factor activity; RNA polymerase II cis-regulatory region sequence-specific DNA binding. Gene Ontology annotation, biological process: regulation of transcription by RNA polymerase II. Bases 499 to 1560 code for a protein of 353 amino acids. Lineage: Eukaryota; Viridiplantae; Streptophyta; Magnoliopsida; Poales; Poaceae. The record is from RefSeq and is a predicted model, not a curated record.
AAACCUUCACUUGGACUACAUGUAACAAUUUGUAAGUUGGCCCGGACCGCUCUAGAGAGUCUGAUCCAGCCCAGCCCAAUAGCACAUUCAAAUCAACCUGAUUCAAAUGAUUCUGGCAGGCUGCCAAGUGGGGCACUCACGUCCCCAUCAAUCAAAUCAAAUGAUAACCUUUCCUUUGAGGAAGAAAAAAUAAUUGUCCCCCACCAAAAAGAAGGAUUAAAAAAAUUCAAAUCGAAUGACCAAGCGACGCGCCACGGCGGCAGCAAAACUAUCUCGCGGCCCCGCCGUCCAGCGAGCUCUAGCGCCCGUGAGAACCUUCCAAGCAAAAUAUCCGACGCCGCUCCUGCUCCAUCCCCUCCUUCUCGUACUUUCCAGAACAUUCCAUUCCUUCCCUAUAAAUACCAGAACACCACCCAUGUCUCCCGCCAAAUCAAAGACACCAACCCGACGCACCCGACUACUCGACGCAGCGAUCGAACUCGUCGCGGCACCCGCCGGAUGGAGAACCCCACCGCCGUGACGGUCAAGCAGGAGGAGGAGGACGAAGUAGUGGUGGUGCUGGACGCUGGCGGGCGGGCAGGCGCGGCGCCGGAGCCUUGGCAGCCGGCGACGGCGCCUGCGGUUCCGCCGUUCGUGGCGAAGACGUUCGAGCUGGUGGAGGAUCCGGCGACGGACGGCGUGGUGUCGUGGGGCGCGGCGCGGAACAGCUUCGUGGUGUGGGACCCGCACGCCUUCGCGGCGGGGCUCCUCCCGCGCCGCUUCAAGCACGCCAACUUCUCCACCUUCCUCCGCCAGCUCAACACCUACGGGUUCCGCAAGGUGAGCCCGGACAGGUGGGAGUUCGCGCACGCCGACUUCCUCGCCGGCCAGCGCCACCUCCUCGCCAACAUCCGUCGCCGGCGCGGCGCUGCGGGAGGAUCCACGGCGUCCGGGCCGCCGUCGUCGUGCGAGAAGGACGGCGCGAGCGGGAGCGGCGGCGUCCGCGAGAGCGAGCUCGAGAGGCUGCGGCGGGACCGAGAGGCGCUGGCGCUGGAGCUGGCGCGGCUGCGGCGCGGGCAGCAGGAGGCCCGCGCGCAGCUGCUGGACAUGGAGUGCCGCGUGCGCGGCACGGAGCGGCGGCAGGAGCAGUGCACGGCCUUCCUGGCGCGCGCCGUCGGGAACCCGGGCUUCCUCGACGGCCUGCUGGCGCGCCGCGGCCACGCGCCCGUGGAGGCCGGCAGGAAGCGGCGGCUGCUCGACGCCUCCGCCGCGGCCGCGCCGGACGCGGCGGACGUCCUCGCGUUUGAGGAGCUGGCGCUGGCGGCGGGCGCCGUGGUCGAGGCGGAUCCCGUCCCGGCCGUGACGGCGGCGAGCCAGAGCCCCAGCAGCACCGCCACCGCCACGGACAUGAUAUGGUACGAGCUGCUCGGGGAGGAGCAGGUGGAGAUCGACGCCGAGGUGGAGGAGCUCGUCGCGGCCGCGGCCGCAGCGGAGGUGGCCGAGCCGUGGGAGGAGAUGGGGGACGAGGAGGUGGAGGAGCUGGUGCAGCAGAUAGGCUGCCUGGGCUCGCCAAGCCCUUGAUCACCAUGAUUCCACAAGAUGCAGACCAUUAAGCUACUAUGGUGCUGACUGCUGAGCACUCAGCACCUACCUACAAUGGCGGCACUGGUACUGUAGGUACAGUACUGAAGUGUGCCUCCGAGUUAUUAGACCAUAAUAAUGGUCAUGUCAUGUGUGAUCCGGUGACAGUGGUGUGUCGCAUACGAUACAACUAACCCAAGGAGUGGACGUGUUGAUGGAUGCAGCAUCCUGCUCCAGGUGGUUGAUCGAUGUAUGCCGCAUGCAUGCGGUAUGAAUAUUUCAGAGGCUUUUAGUGACGAGGAUUCUUGGUUCACAGCCUCAAAUUCAGGUGAUUGGAAUUGGGGUUUCCCGUGUGAUCGCACCGGCAGUGAGCUUCCGGUGAUGGUUAUUUCCUUCUCGUGAUCACACUGACGGCGAGCUCCCCGUGACAGAGACGGUCUUGACAGAGCCGGGUUAGCAGGGCAGGGGCAGUGAUCACAGAUCCUGCAGACUGCAGUGAGGGCUGAGGGCGCUAUCGGAGACUGGAAGGAGGUGGACUGGCCGUGGCCGGGGUGAGCUGUGGGCACGUGAGGAAGCACGGUGCGCUUCUAGCUAGGAGAAGAACAACGCCUGAUGGAGGAAGAAAAAGAAAUGGAUGCAGAUGGUAAACCUGAAGAAACGGGUGAAACAAUCUCAUCGCCCUUUUUGUUUCCUUCUCUUCAAGGGAUUCAUAGAUGGGUUAUGGAUCAUGGAUCCAUGUGUUCAGUAGCAGAAGUCAGGCAAGAAACACUUUGGGACAACGAGCACUGUUGACCGGGCUGUCUGUUUUGCCAAUGUCACUCCGCCCACGAACUGGAACAAAUGAGCAUCACUAUCACCC